Daphnia magna is the source of this 2073-nucleotide messenger RNA. It is a transcript of the gene OstDelta, whose product is annotated as dolichyl-diphosphooligosaccharide--protein glycosyltransferase subunit 2. Bases 103 to 2007 code for a protein of 634 amino acids. Gene Ontology annotation, biological process: protein N-linked glycosylation. Gene Ontology annotation, cellular component: oligosaccharyltransferase complex; membrane. The transcript has 7 exons. Lineage: Eukaryota; Metazoa; Arthropoda; Branchiopoda; Diplostraca; Daphniidae. The record is from RefSeq and is a predicted model, not a curated record.
CAUAGGUGGCCGCGUCUGAUUGGAAGAAACUUUAUUGUAAAGUUGUCAGUUCGCUGUCACAGAACUUCUACCGGUCUGCUGGCGUGACUACAGACUAUCAAAAUGCGAUUCACAGCUUUUACGUUCAAUAUCUUGCUGCUAUGUGCCUCGUCAUUGGGGAUCACCUCCUUCCUCAACAGCAACGAUCAGUCUAGGUUUAAGGAUAUUCUGCUUUCGGGCUUGAACAGCGAUGAUGCAGGCUCACUGGACUAUGCAAUUCGAGGACUAACAUUUUUGGAAUUUGACAUUCCCAACAAAGACAACCUUUGCCAGAAACUGAAAACCAAACUAGAGUCCCAAACCACAGAAACUUUGUUUCAUGUAGGGAAAGCCUCAGCAAGCUUAAGUUGUGCCCUACAACUAUCGAACACACAAAAAGAAAAACUGGAAACAACAAUAACUGCCACUAACGGAGUGUCUGAAAUAUUUUUAGCCACAGGGGCUCUUUCUUCAUUUGGCAUCACACUUGAUGCUCCCAAAGUUUUAAAGGCACUUAAUACUGCAUUAAAGAAGGAUGAUAGUAUUUCAAGUUUGGGUCAAGCAUUCCAGGUUGCAUCUCUCUUGGAUGGUGAUGUUUCAUCUGUAUUUGGCAGAAUUGAAGAUGUGGUUGUCCAAGCUGACCAGAUUGAUGGAAAAAUGUUACAGUUUGAAGGAGGUCUUAGUGUGACAGCUCUGGUUAUUAGUGGAGCAUACAAGCUUGCUAAUACUGUUGGCCAGGCCCCCUUCAUUAGUAAAGAACAAGCCAAUAAGUUUGCAGAGUACUUUGUUAGCCGCAAAUCUGUUCAAACUGUUAAGGGGGUUUAUUACCUUUUGGAAGCUACUUCUGUAUUGGCUGAUAAUGCUUUCCACAUUCCUGUUGCCAUCACCCUGGCUAGCAAAGCUGCUGUUUCGAAAAGCGAGCCGAAGUUUCAAGUUAAAGUUACAAAUAUUCUCGGCAAGGGUCUGGGGUCAUUGACUAUCAUCGCAGAUUCGGCUACGCGGACUCUCGAUGAUGCUGUUGUACUGUCACAGAAACAGUUGACUCCCAAGGAUGGCUUGUUUGAAUUGGACUUGAUGUCAAGUAAUCCCGGAAAAGGAGUUUAUCGUGUGGCACUCAGUGCAUCGUCAAGCGAAGACACUCGCUUGGUUGGAAAUGUUGGAGCUAUAGUUGAAGUCAAAGUUCUGACUAAGAUUGCUAUAGAGGAAACAGAGAUUGGCACUGCCGAUUCUGACCAAUCAACAGCCGCCAAACUAAGAAAAAUAAUCUAUCCCAAGAAGCUUGAUGGCAGUCUAGAAGCCGACUCGCAUCAGAAACUGAUACUGAAGUUCCUUUUGCGAGACACGCUUACCAAAGAACUUGUUACUGUUCACCAAGCCUUUGUUCGACUGACGCAUCGGGAAUCUCAACAAGAGAUUUUCUUUGUCGCCGAACCCGACGUCAAUGAUGCGUACAAAUUCGAUUUGGACUUGGCUACCAAAGCCAAGGAUUUCCUGUACCUCUCUGGCCACUAUUCCAUGGAUUUGAUCAUCGGUGAUGCAGUAAUUGAAAACCCAACUGUUUGGCAAAUUGCAGAACUCCAGCUUUCAUUUAUUACUCCGAGUGCUGGACAACCGAAAUCAUCAAAAGCUGCUGAGAUGUAUCAGAUGAAACCUGAAAUUAAGCACAUGUUCCGGGAACCAGAAAAGCGUCCUCCUGGCAUCGUUUCCAAUGCGUUCACCUUAUUGGCUAUCUUCCCUUUCGUCAUCUUCAUUGUCUUGGUUUCUCGACUUGGAGUUAACUUCUCUUCGUUAUCGUUUUCGCUCAGUGCGCUUGGCUUUCACUUGAGCAUUGGAGGUAUCUUCGUCCUGUUUGUUUCCUUCUGGUUAUAUCUCAACAUGUUCCAGACGCUCAAAUUGCUGGUAGUCAUAGCUAUCCCUGCGUUCGUUAGUGGUAACUAUAUGCUUACCCAGAUUGCUGCCAAGAGAAGGGGAGCAACGAAACAAAAUUGAACACUUGUCUGUUAACACGUUGUGUUUACUUUCAAUAAUAUCAUAAAUAAAAAUUAUUUCAUUCUG